AACAAUUAAUAGCUUCAGUCGACCCCAGGCCGUCGUCGUGGUUGCGCGGUUUUUUUGUGUGCUGCUUCGCAGAGUAAGAAGAGAGAGAUACCCACCGUGUGCUGUAGCGGCGGAUUUUCGAUCCCCGACCCCGUCGUCAUCGUGGUCGUUCAGGUUGUUUUGUUCCGUGUGCUGUGCGUGAUUCGAUGCCCGAUUCGGAUCUUCCGUUGGACGACGGUGUGUCCUGUUCGGGGGUGUCCGCGUGAAAGCAAAACAAAGUGUGCUAUAAGAUUAAUCUCCUCCCGGGUAUUCUGGUGCCUAGAAGUCCCUAACGAGUGGCAGCGGAGAUUCGUUGCCUGCCGUAUUGCACGGUUGAACCUAAUCCAAGCGCUCCAAGGUAGCGGCGUAGCGCUGUCGUGUUUCCGUGAGAACACAGUGCAGUGGUGCAGAUUGCAUCGUAGAAAAAGUGCGGAAAGCAGUGUUUGCAAGACCCGCUUGUGGCGAAGGAUACUUUUUCACCGGUUUUUGGGUUUGCGAGGGAGUGACAGCAGUGCAGUGAACCAGUGAUUUGAUCAGGAACCGUAAGUUACGGUUUCACCACCUUUAUCAUGCAAAGUGCUAACCGAUUAGAGUAGCGAAGAGCGAAUCAAACAAAAUCUAUUGGCAAUCGUGCCAGUGUGAAAUCUUGGCAAGAAUCAAACUGGAUUGGAAAAAAGAUUAAAAUGGCUUCGAAUGUGAGCCCCCGUAGUUAUCAAAGAUAUGGUGAUUAAGGUGAACGCGUAUCACGGUACUGAAUCUGAAUCUACGCCGUGCAGGCAGAAGUUCGGACUGCCAGCCGAAGCGAUUUGAAGUGACAAAAAACCAAGUGUACAAACGAAGAAUUGAUUAGUGCUACGCAGUAUCGUCUAACUUGUUAAAAAAACCUAGUGCACGCAAGUCGUGCACCCGUCGUGUUAUCAGCCAGUGUAAAACAACACCAGUGCUAACAAAAGAAAGUGAACGAAGAUGAUGGAUGCAUCGGCAGUGGAGGCCCGCGGCUGGUACGACAACCAGCGGCUAGCGGCGGAGAGUUCGCUGGGCCCGUCGGCAGCUGCAGCGGCGGCUGCGGCGGCCUCGCUCGGACAGCAGUCCGGUGCCGGAGCCGGCGUCGAUACGUCCGACAUGAAUGCAUUCUAUCGGUUCGAGAACGGUGCAGCGGCGGCCGCAGCGCACCGGCGGUACUAUCCAACGGGCUACGGAACGCACGCCUCCCGGAUGUCACCGCACAUGACCCCCCAGGUAUGCCGGCCGCACUUUCCCAGCCCGCUGUCCUGGUUCAACGAGUCCACGAAACCGUUCGCGGCCAGCGGCAGCUGGAGUAGUCCGUUCAGCUGUCCCCAGGACCCGCAAGACGGCAAGCAGAGCCAGCUGCAGGCCAGCCAAUCUGCUGCCGCCGGUCAGCAUUUGUUCUCGUUCCCGCCCACUCCGCCAAAGGACUCGACACCGGACUCGGUGCAAACGACACCGACCGAGUACCAAACCACCCUGAACAGCUUUAUGCACCAGAGCCAGACGUCGUCGUCCAGCGGGCUGAACGCGGCCGGUUCCGGUUCCAACAACAACUCCAGCCUGUCGUCCCAGGCGGACAACUGUGGAAUCGACGUGAAACCCUGCCUAACUGGAGGAUCGCUCAGCGAUCGGACCGGAGUGUCCGACGUGGAGCAGAACCAGCCAAAACAUCGGGAAGGUACGAACGGCAAUAGCAAUAGCAACAACAACAACAACACCAGCUCCGGGUCCAGUGCCAAUAGUCAUGGGGGAAGCAGUAGUAGUGCCACCAGUGGGGCGUACCACAAUGCUGCCAAUUCGUUCGGCAUGUUCGACCAGACGCACGGCAGCGGCGGGUACGACCACACCGGGGGCUACGGGUUCCACCAGAGUGGCCACGGGAUCGGUGGGGGCGGUAGUGGUGGCGGCGGCGGCGGCGGAGGUCUCGGUAGCAAUGCGGGAUCGUACCAGCAAAGCUCCCGGCCUCCGCUCAUGAACAGCUCCCACAUGAAGGCGCAACGGGCCAAAGUGAAAUCCAGUGCCGAAGGCCGAGAGUGCGUCAACUGCGGUGCCACCUCUACGCCCCUAUGGCGGCGGGACGCCACCGGUCACUACCUGUGCAAUGCCUGCGGGCUGUACUACAAGAUGAACGGCCAGAACCGGCCGUUGAUCAAACCGAAGCGGAAACCAGUUACCUCCCAGCAGAGUGCUGCCCGGCGGGCGGGAACAUCGUGCGCCAACUGCAAAACUACAACAACUUCGCUGUGGAGGAGGAACCAAAGCGGAGAACCAGUUUGCAAUGCCUGUGGACUGUACUACAAGUUGCAUAAUGUGGACCGACCACUCACGAUGAAGAAGGAAGGCAUCCAAACGAGAAAUCGCAAACUAACGGCCAAAUCGAAGAAACGGAAAUCGACACCCGGCUACAGUUUUUCUUUCGGUGAUCUCAUGAACCCCCUGGACCACAACAAGUCCUUCCCAGGAGCGUUCCCAACGUCGAUGGGACAACACGCCCAUCUGUCCGGUGGACUUCAUCCUGCCCAUUCACACAUGCACAGCGGAUGGUACACCACAGGACUGGGCUCGCUCGGCUCGUCCAGCAGUCUACAAAAUGGUUUUAGCAGCGCGGCUCCACUUGGAGGGGGAGCUGUAGGGCAUCCGCAAUCCGCGUACCACCUGGGGCUGAAUUCGAUGAGCUGGCGAUCGGAAUACACGUGACUAAUGGGCCAGUAAACCCGGAACCGAAAUCAAAACCGUACCACCACCGUCACCGCUUCUCAAGGCCACGACUGCAGUCCAACGGGGAGGCAUGUCGCCAUUUUUUCUGGUGGCUGCGAUCAAGUAAAGAGAAGCAAACCAAACACGGGUUUUCCAACACACACAAACACUUCAACAUACAUACUUGGCUUCUGAUUAUACCCGAGCGAUCGGCCAAGGACACGCGCAGCAAUACGUUUGAUAUUAGUACAAUUUUAGAUUUUCAACUAAAUCCCUGGAACCAUUCCUCGUCCCCCGUCAUCACCCCCAAAUUCCCGCGCAACCUACCAAGUACCAACGAUAAUUACCGUUGAUUUAUGACCGACCGCUCAUCAGCGGUUCCAGCAAACAUCCCCCACGCCGGAUGAGCGAACUCCUAAUCGCAAAAAUAUCGCACUGACGGUAAUUGAAGCUUUGGCACUAACGAGUGGGUGUGGCGCUUUUCUCUGCUCGGAAAGCAUGUCUUCGGUUGCUCACCUAUUCCAUCAAUCCAGCCAGGAAAUGAGCCCGGCAGAUCACAAAUCACGAAACGCAUAAACUCCUGCGCUGCCAGCGGUUCUCAAUUUGCUUUUUCUAUCUGAAACUUGAAUCACUUCUUGGCCAUGGUCUCGUCAAGAGUAAUGUGUUUCAAUUCAACAGCUUGAGAACCACUGUACAAACUGCCAAAGACAACCACAACCUAAAUCAAGCUCAGUCAAGUAGAGCGAUGGAGCCUGAUGAAAAACCGUCUAUCUGUUCGUUAGCGCCAUCAACGGAAAAACACCCAAAUCUGUCAAAACAGCUGCUAAAAAUGUGCACUUAUCAGAUCGCUGAAUCGCCUAAAUUACGCGGUGCGCAUUUUUUGAUAGAUAGAAGAGUUAUGACUCCCCGGUAUCGUUCCCCCACAUCCCCUCCUCCCGACUGUGUCCCAUUUCCUGGUUUCAUGACGCCUCAUACCCAUCAGCCAGCCCACUUUCAAACUGUACAACCAAAUACAGAAGAGAAAAAAAACCUGUGAAGGAAAAGUGUUUGUAACAUAUAUAAAUAAUAACCACCAGCAACCCACCGACCAGAAGAAAAAGGGAAAAUACAAACGCGAACCGUGGCCCUGUCACGGCUCGCUGGGUUCGCUGUCAAAAAGUGCAAAGAUUUAGAUAGUUUAGACUCAUCUUAGGUUCAUUGUCGUGCAAGCGAUCAAAGUUUUUAUUUUAUUAUAUUUUAUUUUAUUGCCUAAUAUUAUGAACUGUAUUAAUAUUAUUGUCUAAAUAUUAUUAUAUUAUCAUCUGUUGUAGCUCGAAAUUGAGUUAGUUAGCACAAAUUGAGGCAGAGACAAAUGCAACAAGCUAGAGAAAUGAGAACCGAACUGGUUUGUACACUAAAAAGUCAAAGACUGUUGCAUGGGAAAAAGUUUAAACUUUGUAAAAAUAUUUGUAUAAAAUAUGCGAAAAAUGAAGAAUUUAUAAAUAACAAACAAAAAACAGAAAAUAAAAUCAAUGGUUCACAUUGUAAUAAAAAACUACUUGUACAAAGUGUAUAUUGAAUAUUUGAAUGGACAAAUAGCUACGUAGGAUGAUGUAAAUACAAACUAAAUAAAGAAAAUCUUAUAUGAAUGGAAUGAACCCUUAAUGUAUAGACUCAGCGCUCAAUAUGGAACACAGAAAAUAUCCAAUUUUAAAAAUAGACCUACAGAACAGAAAAACCAGAUUCAAAAAAUGUAUCUAAAAAUAGCAUGAAACAAUGAACCCUUUUUUUCUUAGUGCAUCAGUUUGUUUUUUUUUUCUAUCAUGGGAAUAUCGACUUCUCCUAUAGUAAUUGGAAUGUGAACCCACUGCCAUAAAGAAAGAAAAAUUAUUUAAAUAAUUGUUGUGAUCUAUUGUGAUAAGGAGGCAUACACACACAUAAAUAAAAUCGAAAAAUCUGUGAAUGAUAAAAAAAAU
Messenger RNA from Armigeres subalbatus, 4679 nucleotides. RefSeq names its product GATA-binding factor C (gene grn). Lineage: Eukaryota; Metazoa; Arthropoda; Insecta; Diptera; Culicidae. Gene Ontology annotation, molecular function: DNA-binding transcription factor activity, RNA polymerase II-specific; zinc ion binding; RNA polymerase II cis-regulatory region sequence-specific DNA binding. The record is from RefSeq and is a predicted model, not a curated record. Gene Ontology annotation, biological process: cell fate commitment; positive regulation of transcription by RNA polymerase II; negative regulation of transcription by RNA polymerase II. Bases 985 to 2724 code for a protein of 579 amino acids. The transcript is spliced from 7 exons.